Messenger RNA from Batrachochytrium dendrobatidis JAM81, 1713 nucleotides. RefSeq lists its product as uncharacterized. The record is from RefSeq and is a predicted model, not a curated record. The coding region runs from base 76 to 1500 and encodes 474 amino acids. NCBI's taxonomy places the organism in Eukaryota, Fungi, Chytridiomycota, Chytridiomycetes, Rhizophydiales. Gene Ontology annotation, cellular component: cytoplasm; mitochondrion. Gene Ontology annotation, molecular function: ATP binding; AMP kinase activity. Gene Ontology annotation, biological process: nucleobase-containing compound metabolic process. The transcript has 2 exons.
GUGGCGAGCUUGUUAUAGCUCCACUGAACUGACCGAAACCUUUUGCCUUGCGGCACCAUCCGCCAAUUCAUACGUAUGCCUUCUGCAUUGACUUUCCAAAGACCAGCUGCAGUAGCUUUGUGGCCACCUAUCACAAAGGCUGCUGUUUUUUCACAGUCCUCAUUUAGUGCUCUACAAUCGCAACACCUACGAUUAUCGUAUUCUUAUGCAUUCACUCAUACCCGUCCGAGCCUCACUAGAUGGCUGACAUCGUGGUUUAUACCUCGUACACCCCACUAUGCCGUCAAACCUACUGGCGUUUUACUUACUUCUCAUCCUCGCCAUCUUUCAUUACCAAAUUGGUUACAUCGAUCAUGGUGGCUUGGUGAUAAGCCAAAAUACGAUUGUCCACUACCAGCUGUAGACUAUUACUCGUUGAGUGACCGUGCCUAUCCUUUUACUCUUCGAACUGCAGCACAGGAUUCUCUUGUCAGAGAUAGAGCUACGGCAGCAAGACCAAAUCUACCCACUCGGUCUGUUUCGAGUGCCACUUUUUUAAAUUCAAACAUGUCGCUUAUUAUCCCACUUGCACAGAUUCAGCCGAUUCCUACCCCACUUCCUAGACAUCUCACCCCCAUCAUUAAUAGCUCUAAACCUACUCCUAAAAAACCAUCUCUACUUCCCUCUGGUGCGCAGCUUCGAAAGGAUCUCAAGGUUGUGAUUGUUAUGGGUGGUCCAGGAUCGGGUAAAGGUGUCCAAUGUACUCAUUUACUUGAAAAUUUCAAUGUUGUUCAUGUAUCCACGGGACAACUAAUCAGAGAAGCGCUCGAGGCUGCCACUGCUGCUGCAAAACUCGAUUCUCAGAUUGCCACCGUUCCUGCUCCUUCCAAACUUAGUACUGCAAACACAAAACCCAAUGUGGACACACCUACUUCAUAUCCUGUUUCUCCGACUCCGAUGGAUUCACCCACUACACAUAGCGCGACGAAAAAGGCUGCGGAGGCACGUCGACAGGUUAUUGAAAACUGCGUGGCUGCCGGGGUGUUGGUGCCAAACGAGAUUGUUAUGGAGCUGCUUUGUGGGUUUUUUAUUAAUCUAGACAAGAAUGUCAAGGGUGUUUUGCUUGAUGGAUAUCCUCGAACGCUCGAGCAGGCUGAAGACUAUGUGGAAAAGAUUGGAGUCCCACAUACUGUUUUGGCGUUGCAAUGUCCUGAUGCUAUUCUCACUAGUCGGCUGCUUCGUCGAAAACGUCUUGAUGACGCAUUGCCUGCUAUUCGGCAGCGGUUACAGCACUAUCGCGUGACUAUGCCUGAACUCAUUCGUUUCUAUCUUGCAAUUGGUGCACGAACAUUUCGUAUUCCAGCAUACCUUCAUCGUGAAGCUGUUUCAAAAGCUAUUUUACCUCAUAUGCAAGGCAUUUUUGAGCCUAAAUGUGAACCAGGUAACAGAAUCUCAGGAAAUAAUGGUAGUGCCUCUGUAUCCAAUGUUUCAAAUACUGUCACUUCCAAUCCUACGGCGUAAUCCCUAAGCUGAUCAGGCGGAUUACCUCGACUUUUUGCAUCCUCUUUAUAUUCGAAUUCUGUUUAUGAUGAUCAAGGAACUGGUGUGUUCUUGGUUAUAUUUUUGGUUGGUUUUAGAAGUUUAUUUUUGGUCAAGUCGUUCUUUUUUGAAUAAUCAUUUACUAGUCUUUUUUCAUUUAUAUCAUCUUUCGAUUGGAUUGAAGAGUUUGCUAGA